AUGGAAACGUAUCUCGCAUCCCAGCGCGAAAAUAUAUUUUCCGAUGUCGCGGUGCUGGUAUAUGUUUUUGAUAUCGAAUCCCGUGAAGUCGAGCGAGACCUUGACACCUACAGCGCAAUCAUCGGUGCCCUCCAAGAAUUUAGCCCGAACGCCUACGUCUUCUGUCUCAUACAUAAGCUCGAUUUAAUCCAGGCCGAACACCGAAGGCGGAUAUGUGAGGAACGAUCAGCGUUGAUUCGCGCCCGAUCCGGCUCAUUUUCAAUUGAUACCUUUGGCAGCAGUAUCUGGGACCAGUCGCUGUACAAAGCGUGGGCUGGGAUUGUACAUAAACUUAUCCCAAACCUCUCCGUGAUAGAAAGGUUUUUGCAUGCCUUUGCAGCUAAAAUCGACGCCGAAGAGGUGGUGCUCUUUGAAAGAUCGACGUUUCUGACUAUCACCUCUGUCACGUCUGAGGUGGGCAAGCUAAACCCCAUCUACGACCGCCACGAGCGGCUAUCGAACAUCAUGAAGGCGUUCAAACAUUGUGCUGCUAGGAAUACGCAUACAACCCCUGCGUCAGCAAGUUUCCUGGUCAUGCACACAAAGACCCCUCAGUUCAACGUGUUCCUCGGCUUAUUCACAGACAAUACGUACAUUCUUGUUGUGAUACCACCGGGCGAAGCCGCGUACAACUGCGCGGUUAUGAACACUAUGCUGGCUCGUGAGGGGUUUGCCAAAGGCUCAUCAGGAGGCAGUGCUGACGGGUUCCCACUUUCAUAUUCUGAUACCCCGGCUAGCGUACCGAAUGGACAACAGAAUGGACAUGGCUGA
Molecule: messenger RNA, 810 nt
Organism: Trichophyton rubrum CBS 118892
Lineage: Eukaryota; Fungi; Ascomycota; Eurotiomycetes; Onygenales; Arthrodermataceae
Exons: 1
Coding region: 1-810 (269 amino acids)
Biological process (GO): regulation of autophagy; cellular response to amino acid stimulus; cellular response to starvation
Cellular component (GO): nucleus; Gtr1-Gtr2 GTPase complex; fungal-type vacuole membrane
Molecular function (GO): GTPase activity; GTP binding
Source: RefSeq, a predicted model, not a curated record